AUGUCUGAAAACCAACCAAAAGAAGAGAACACACAAAACGCAUUAUCUGAAUUAUUAGAUGAUGCUCUUAAAGAUUUUGAAAAACCAGAUGAACCAAAUGCAUCAGUUGAUGCAUCAAAAAUAUCUGAAGUUACUAAUUUUAGUGCAAGUGAUAACUUUUUAAAAGAGAGUCUUGAAGAGACAAUGAAAUCAUUUAUGAAUAGUGAUCAAGCAGAAUUAGCCGCUGGCCUACAAGAAUUAAUUUUAGGAGAUGAAGGAUCUGAUUUACAAACAGUUAUUCAAGAAUCAUUAAGAAGCUUAUCAGAAGCGAAACAAAAUCUGCCCGAAGGAAGUGAUAUGACUUCAAUGUUUGCCAAUAUGGGUAUUCAAGACGAUAUAAAUUUAGAUGAAGAUAUGCUGCCAAUGUUAAUGCAAUUUAUGCAGCCACUGCUGAGCAAGGAUGUGCUUUAUCCAUCUAUCAAAGAUUUGUGUGAUAAAUAUCCAAAAUGGCUAGAGGACCAUGAACCAACAUCUGAUAAAGAAGAAUUUGAAAGGUAUACACAAAUGUUUAGUUGCAUAAAAGAAGUCCGAGAUCAUUUAGAAAAUCAACAAGAUACCGAUGAUGAUAUCACUAAAACUAGGAAGUUUAAAGAACUCAUGGAGUUAUUAAAAAAAAUGCAAGAAUGUGGCCAACCGCCAGAGGAAUUAAUGAGAGAUGUAGCUGAUGGUAAUCCAAUACCGGACAAUGUUGGCCAAUGCUCUCUCAUGUAG
Messenger RNA from Macrosiphum euphorbiae (potato aphid), 750 nucleotides. The record is from the annotation of a GenBank genome assembly. Lineage: Eukaryota; Metazoa; Arthropoda; Insecta; Hemiptera; Aphididae.